This is a messenger RNA of Anopheles bellator, 2161 nucleotides long. It is a transcript of the gene Rlb1, whose product is annotated as protein starmaker. Gene Ontology annotation, biological process: maturation of SSU-rRNA. Lineage: Eukaryota; Metazoa; Arthropoda; Insecta; Diptera; Culicidae. Bases 45 to 1997 code for a protein of 650 amino acids. The transcript has 3 exons. Gene Ontology annotation, cellular component: nucleus; 90S preribosome. The record is from RefSeq and is a predicted model, not a curated record.
CAGUGGUUGAGGCAGUUCGCGAGCAACACGUUCUCCGGCUAAAUAUGGCCCAGAAAGAAUUACGUUUGGAGGUUGCCAAACUACGGAAACUGGUAAAAACCGCCCGCACGAACAUCGUCCGCAAGCUGGUGCGCGAUCGAGGGUUUUGGUCAAAAAAAUUGACUGAUUCGAGUGAUAACCGACGUGCGGCAAAGAAAACUGAAGCUUCUGAGGCCAUCUUGAAGUACACACGAUCACUCCGCACGUACCAACUAGUGAAGGAUGUUAUACGCUUCGAGUUGCGGAAAAAUGAUCCAUCAACGAAAGUGUCGACCGAGGUAGCCGAUCGCACUAUGCUACGAUUUCAUGCGGACUCGAAGCUUAGCUCCGCUGUCACGUCGCUCGUAGAUCGGUUUGAAAUGCGUCGAAACGAUUCACUCAUAGACAAGGUGGUGCAGGAAAGUCGCGUAAAAACUAGUGAAUCGACCGAUGAUACCGCACGAAAGAAGAAAAAGAAGCCUAAACCUAACACAGACAAAGGUAAGAAGGUCCAAUCGAAGGAGAGUAAGCACAAAAGCCACAAACAAUCAAAAACGGCGGAAAACACGAAAUCCAUUGCUAAGGACGAAACAAAUGAGAAUGAAGACGAACACAGCGACAGGGAGGAUAAAGACGACCACAGCAUAGCAAUGAGUGAAGACCAUGAUACUACUGAGGAGAGUGACGCUGCCGAUGAACGGCCAAUUGAGAAAUCGAAAGACAAAUCCAAAACAAAGCUUCCUGCUCAACAAAGUAAAAAGAAACGCAACAAAAAGGGAACGCCCGUUAACCUGAAACCCCCGGAAGAAGAUGACGAGGACGAGGAAGGCUCCAUGAUGGUUCAAGACAGCUUUUUUGUUACGGAAUCGGGCGGCAAUUAUGUUGCUGUAGCGCCCGUACUGAAGAAAGGAGAACAAGAGUCUAGCGACGAAGGUGAAGAAGCAGAGCAAAGUUGGAAGCUAUCGUUCAAGCGCAAAAAGAAUCAAGAAAAUAGUCCUCCAGACGCGUCGAAUGGAGGUCGAACUGGGCAGCAUGAAGGCAAUAAACGCACGUUUGCUACAGCGGAUGAUGCUCGCCCUGCGAAGCGUAACCGAAAGGACCAAGGAAAGCUGAAUUCGGAACCAGAACUCCAUCCCUCUUGGAUGGCGAAGCAGAAACAGAAAGGAAUAAAACCGUUUGCGGGAAAGAAGGUAGUGUUUGAUGAGGAUACCUCUUCGAAGGGAAAGUCCAACGAGGAUCUGCAUCCAUCGUGGGCUGCAAAGCAGGCCCAAACGGGUAUUAAACCAUUUGCCGGUCGGAAGACUGUGUUUGAUGACCAAAGCGCCAAACCGAAAGGGCCGCCAGUGGAUGAUCUUCAUCCUUCGUGGACUGCGAAACAGGCCCAGAAAGGAAUCAAACCGUUUACUGGGAAAAAAAUAACUUUCGAUGAAGACCACAGCGUAGCACCGAUUGUGAAGUCUGCCAAAGACCUUCAUCCUUCGUGGGCUGCGAAACAGGCCCAGAAAGGUAUCAAGCCGUUUGCUGGAACCAAAAUAACUUUCAAUGAGGAUAGUAGUGCAGCACCGAUCGUGAAGUCCGCCAACGAUAUCCAUCCUUCGUGGGCUGCGAAACAGGCGCAGAAAGGCAUUAAACCCUUUUCCGGGAAAAAGAUUAUCUUUGGUGAUCAAGGAGCAAAGGGUGGCCAACCACAAGCUGUCUCGAAGGAAGUAGAAACAAACCUUCAUCCCUCGUGGAUUGCAAAACAAGCCCAGAAAGGUCUGAAACCUUUUGCCGGUAAAAAGACUACCUUUGAUGACGACGAAACAACUUCAAAAGAACGCCCAAGAACCACCCGAACCAAGGAUUCGCCAACGAACGGUGAAACGCAUUCCGCCAAGUUUCAAUCGAUUCGCAAUGAUCUACACCCUUCGUGGGCAGCGAAACAAGCCCAGAAGGGUAUUAAACAAUUCGAGGGGAAAAAGAUUACUUUCGGCGAUUAAUGAAUUGGUAAUCGGGCAACCAAAAACGUUGGAAAACGAUUAUGCAUUUUGUUAGCUCCAGUCGACCCAUAUCUGGUUCAUUGUAUUAACGAUAAAUAAAUUAGUCUUUAAACUCAACAUGCUUGCCUCUCCGUCGUUCGUCUAAAGCACAUCCGUUUGGUAAA